UUUUAAAAGCACUCUUUUGACUGUCUUUGCCAUUUGUUUUCUUUGGUAAGAAGGAAAAUGACACUUAAAUACCGCGCCGCUAGUUAACGUUUAACGAGACGGUCGCCAGAGUCGCAAAGAUCGCAGCUAUAAAGUGGAAGUGUGGUAACAACUGUGAUUUGUUAUUGAUUCACUUUGUGCAGUAUUCUCUGCAUUGACAGCUGUAGUUGUUUAGAUUGUGGUAUUUCUGCAUGAAUGUGAACAUUUGAAAUUAUGGUGUUUUUGCAAAGAAUUUUGAAUAUGCUGCUCCUUUUUAUUAUCUUAUAAUAAUAAAUGCAUCAGUGUUCCGAAGUUAUCGUCCUGUACCAGGCUGCCAUUUAACACUACUGUGAUUUGAGAUUAUUUGGAAAAAUGUGUUCCCAAGAAGUAUCUCUAUCAUGGCAAGGUCAUCAUGGCACUCUAAUAAAUGUCUUUGAAAAAUUGCUAGAGAAUGGGAGUUUGGUAGACUGCACCAUAGUUGCAGAAGGACAACGACUGAAAGCUCACAAAGAGGUCUUGUCAGCAUUUAGCCCGUAUUUUGAGUUGAUAUUUAAAGAAGAAAAUGAGGUGAAUCCUACAGUUAUCCUAAGCGGUAUUACUUUUCAAGAAUUGAAAGCUUUCAUUGAUUUUAUGUAUUAUGGUAAUGUGAAGAUAUCUGAAGACAAAGUGGAAGAUUUAAUUGAUGCAGCAGAAUCUCUUCAAAUUAAAGGUUUGGGAGGUGGCUGUAAGAAUGAGGAAGAAGGUGAAAUACAUGAGCGUUCAAAUUUACAAACACGACAAAUUUGUUCCUCUGGUUCUGCAUGUAAAUGCAAAGGAAAAGAGGAGACCAAAGACAGUGCAAGUGAAAAAUCUGCAGACAUAGAUGUUAAAAUAUCAAGUGAAAACAUUGAUAGUUUUAUAGAGAACCAAAAUUCUGAAGAACCUCUUGUUUGUCAGGUUGGACAGACGUCUAUAAUGAGGAGAACACCAAAUGUGAAGUUAGAGAAACCAUCUGCCCGUAGUGAUCAGCACGGUGUGAAAUCGUUACGCGGGCCACCAACUUUGCCUCCUGUUGAAGCAGAAUGUCAGAUUUUGCAUCCAGAAUCAGUUGUAAAAGUGGAAUUAGGAGUAGAUGAUAAUGAUUUCAUUGUGGAACCUAAGAAAGAAGUAAUUUCUAGCAAAAGGAGUAGGUAUAGUCAUGAAAGUGGUGGGGAAGAUGCUAUACUGGGUUUAUCAGCAGAUAUUAGUAUGAGCAGUGACAGUAGUACAUUUGAACAUUUCCUUCCUAAUCGAACUGAUGUACCUAGCUCUUCAAAAGCAGGUUUGACACCUGUCACAAAGAGUAUGUCUUCUGGCAGUAGUUCACUUACAUCCUGUUCAAAAAAAAAUAGUUCAACUGUGGAUGGCCAGCCCGAGGAUGGGCAUGAUAUUCCAUUGCAUCCUGAGAUGUUGGUGAAAACUGAACCCAAAGUGACUGAUGAAAUGAAUCUUAACACAGAAGCUUGUUUUUCUGAGGUAGGAAAAAGCGAACAUCAAGAUGGUUUGGAAAAGAGGAGGGGACCCUUGGGAAGAGAGAUGGGUCCUGCAACAUAUGAAGAAAAUUCCAGUCUCUACCCAAGAGCAUCUUUUCCUGGUACAAAUGAUCAGUGGAUACACCAACAGCACCCUACCACUGGGUCUCUGGAGAUAAGUGGUGGGGGAUCCCUUUGCCCUGGUGUUGUAUGGGCCCCGGGGAUGCCUGGCUGCAGUGGAGACUUGCGGCGAAGAGGACCCAGAGCACGGCCUCCGAGAAAAUACAGCUGCCCGCAGUGUCAAAAGGUUUUCAACCAGUCCUGCAACCUCAAAGUGCACAUGCGAACUCACACGGGGGAGAAACCUUACAAGUGCACUGAAUGUGGUUUUGCAGCAACACACAUCAGUAACUUAAAGCAGCAUUUGCGUACUCAUAGUGGCGAGAGACCAUACAAAUGCCUUGUAUGCGAUUAUGCUGCAACGGACAUCAGCAGUUUCAAGAGGCAUCAGCGCAUGCAUAACGGCUUGAAGCCUUACAAAUGUACAGAGUGUAAUUAUUCUGCAACAGAUAUUGGCAGCUACAAAAGACAUCUUCGCAUUCAUAGUGGAGAGAGACCCUACAAGUGCAAUGAGUGUGAAUAUGCAGCAACAGGUAGUGGUGAUUUAAAUAAACACAAACGAAUUCAUAAUCGGGAACGGCCUGAAAAUGAAACAGACUUUGAUAGUGCUGUGACAGGAACUAGCAACCUUAUCAGUUCAAUACCAAAAUAUUUUGAGAAUUUUAAUAUGUAUCAUUGAAAUAAUGCUCCAGGUGUGUUCUGGGACCAUGUAUUGAUAUCUGAGAUGCACUUGAUUUUAUUCUUCACCAAGCAUUGAGAGAAUAACUUGUCAUAUUCCUUUAGUUAGUGAUAGCAAAAUUGAUACUCAAAAUACUAGGUUUACAAAUGGGAUCCAGUUACUUCCCAUUGUCCAUCAAAAUAAUGUAUUGAACACACUUACGAUACAAUGGGGGUUCAAUGCCACUUGUAGUGUACUUGUGGCUAUUUUACUUUUCUCAUUGCAAUACUGAUUUUUUUUAUUUGUAAGCACCAAUGACAGAAUUACCCAUUUUAUACUGUCAAUAAAUAUUUGAAGAGCGGUUGCUGUAAUAAAUGUGUAGUGAACAUCUAAAUUCAUAGACUAUUAACAUUCGUAAAAUUUAUUUGUGAAUAGAAGAAUAAAAAAAUAGUUUUGCUUAGAAUACAGAAAGUUAUUUGGUAUUAUUCUUUUGUUGAUUUAUCCAUGAUUGGUUCUAAAUGAUUAUUCUCUUGAAAUGAAGACAAUCCAUUUUUUUAAAUGUGUGUGCAUGAGGGAAAUUGACAUUUAAAAAAUGUCAAGAAUUAAGAAAGAUUUUUUUUUUUAACUGCCUAGUUGUAGUUAUUGGAAAUUUAAUUUGGCUGUAUUUGAAAUUGUCUGUUGAUAACCAACAAUUGAAAAUGGAAGUUAUAGUAUGUACAUGAUACUAUCACAUCUUGAACAGAUUUCUCUUUUCUUAUUUUACGUCUCUCCAGAUACAACAUUUUUUUUUAAAUGUCAAAAUUGUUUAGAGGACUCCAAUCAGGGACAUUGUGAAAUUAGUUAAUCUUAUAUUAAUUUAAUAUAAAGUCAUGAAGGUAUUUGUGCACAAGGUGGUGAUUCUUGGUUGGAACAGAGACAAAAAGAUUUACAUGAGCAUAGGUUUUCAAAAAGUACUGAGAACCUGUUUUUCACAAAAUGUCAUAGAAUUUCAUUUGUUAACAAUAUUUAAGGAGGAAAUGAAAUUAUGCUUUUAUGAACCAACAGAUUUGCCCAACUUUCAGUAGCUACAAUAUGUAAAUAAAUAUUAUUAAUCCUAUAUUGAUAUUGAAUUUGGCAUUAAAGAGGAAUUAAAAUAAUUUACAAACUUAGUAUGUCAUGAGGUCAGUAUGAAACAAAAAUUGAAGAAUUGUAAUUAAGUUGUGCAGAACUUUGUCUUGUUGUAUUUUGUGGAAAUAAUCAAAUUUCUUUAAUUAACUUUGUAUAAUGACUUCAUGAUUGGGUUCACACACAUUAACUUUCUUUUUUCAUGUUAUUUAUUUUAUGCUAGGUGCUUGGUCAAAAGAGCUUAAGUCAGUUUUUGGCCAGAGCAGAAGCUACACACAAUGCUGACAAAAAACAAGCUUUUGUUUGGUUUUAAAGGCUUAUAUCUGGAAGCAAAGGUGGUUUUGCUUACAGACAAAAGCCAUAUGAAAACUUUUGUUUUCCUUAGCAAUAUUGUGUGAAAAACUAAAAAUGGCCAAAAAGAGCAGGGUUGGCUAAAACCCCACAAAAAUCCUGUUUAAAUAAUUUAACAAUUUUUUAAGUUAUUUCAAAUAAAACUUACACUAUUAUGUGUCAAAAUUUCAUUAAAACUCUCAACCGAUUCAAACAAACAAGUAAAAAAAAACAAUACAAGAACAAAAUAAAAUAAACUGACAAUAAAAUACUAACUUCAUCACCACAAAGGAAAUUAUCUUAUAGUAAAAUGCAAAUUAGUUUUGCAAUGUUGCUACAUAUUGUGGAUUUGUUACUUUAUUAUCAAAACAUAAUAACCUAAAGACAAUGUUACCUGUAAUGAUAAUAUGAGUUUGAAAUCUUAAAACUGCGGAGGGAGGGUUAUCCUUGGUGCUCCGUAUAUGGGCAAGGCGGUUUUAAAUAUAUUUUGUCUGUUGAAUUUUAUGUAAACUAAAUUUAUAAAUUAUUGUUGUGGUUUUAUUUAAAUCCUGCCAAAAAGUGACUUGAGUCGUUUGACCAUGUCCCAAAGAAACAUUUAUGUUAUCUGCAUGUUAAUUUACCGUAUUGAAUGACAACAUACUGUGCAUUUCUAAGUAAAUUUUUAUAUUGUCUAUAAAUUUUGUUCCUUUCAGAAAACUUCAGAAGUUUACCAUAGGGUUUCAAAUCAUAGUUUAGGAGAUGUCAGGCCUAAUGUCGGGUGAUAACUUUGUAGCAAAGAUCAACAUGCAACUACCAUAUAUUUCUAAAUACAAAGCUCAAAUGCAAAUAUAAUAACAUAACGAAUUUUAAUGUUUCUUAAUCAUAAUUUUAAUUCAAGGUCAGUAAUGAUUGAUGUGCUGCCACAGAUACCAAUUUUGAUGAUAAAUUUGUGCAAUAUCUAGAAGCAUAUUAAGCUAGAAGCAGGUUUUUGUAUUGUGGUAAUUCUGUGAUUAGCGUAGGUAUGUGGAGAUGUAGGACUAAUAUAAAGUUCUGUUCUUGUAAAUUCCAUGCGAUAUGACUAACAGAGUUGAUCAAUCUUAGCAGCAGUAGAUUAUGGCAAUGGCACAGCUCACUGGUGUUCUACUUCUACAUACUUAGAAUGGUGCCUAAACCUAGUGCUACUAGGCAUACUAGUGGGCUAUGAUUAUGUAACUAUGGUACAUUUUGAGACUGUUCUUGCAAACAGAUGCAUUUACAUUUUUAACAGCUAAAAAUUGGGCAAAUUUCCAGGAAUUCAGAAAUAUAUGGUAUAAUGGUACAUUGAAACUACAUAGCAGCUUUGCCGCAGAAAUAUUGCAGUACUUUAUUAACUAUAUCUUGCCUGUUAUCUUUAAAUUGGUUACAUUAUAAUUUUUUUAAAAUUUUAUUUCUCUCGAUUUUUAUAUGCUUGCAAAGUUCACAGAAUCACACCAUCAUGUAUGUUUUUGGAUGCUAUAUUUUUGAUAUUGUAUUACUUACACAGUUGUAGUUAUUUAUGUGUGCAGAUUAGCUACCUGUUUUUUAAUAAAUGUAUAAAGAAUAGUUAUCAUUGUUAUGUAGUAUGUACAUACAUUCCUAGCCAUGGGUUUUGAUAUUUGUGUUGCAAGUUUUUAUAAAGUGUAUAUGUGAUAUGUGAAUGGACUGAAACAAAUAUUAUUGACCAAAUAAGCUAGAUUUUUAAUGAGUAAUGUUGUUUCCUGCUUUUUCUUUUGAAGCACAAUUUACAAUUUUUGUCCUAGUGUAAAUUGCUGUUGCAAACAGAUUACAGACUUCAACUCCCAAAUGAGAUUUUAAUUUACUGUUUCCAAAAUAGUGUUACUGAUUUCAAAAUACAUCUGUAUUCUAAAGAUUGUUCUGCUGCCCGAGGAUUGAUCCGAAAGGAAUAUCUUUUACAUAUUUUCUAUAUUAAAAAAAUCUAUUAUUAUUUAUUUAUUUUGUUACUUUAAUCGGUGUAAUCUUUGUAAUCUAUCUUCAUUCACUUUCCUAUUGGUGGAAUAACACAUGUUCAAAACAAAAGAACUUCCAUGUUACUUUCAAACUAUGAAUGACCUUAAUAUAUCUUAAUAUUGAAAAUCUUGUUUGGCAGUGAACACUAUAAGUGAGUGAAAUACGUUCUGUAUUUUAGUAAACUUGUAACUUGUAAAAUUAUCACUUCAGUGAAGAUAUAAUGUUUUUGUAUUUUAUUUUAAAUGUAUUAUUUUAGUAUUUUAUUGUUGUUAAUUAGGCUGGUUAAUGAUAUGUUAUAAUAUUUUCAUUUUUAUAUUGUAAUUUUAUUAUAUAUCUAAAUAACAAGUAAUAUAGUUCAAAAUAAUUUACUGCAAUUUUAUUUUAAAAUUACUUUUACUCUUUUGUAUUUUAGUGCAGAUAAUAGAAAUUUAUUUUAAAAUGAAGUGUUCUAUUGUAGAUGCAUUAGUGAGCAAUCUAUACUGAUAUCCUAAAGUGUCUUUAAUAACCUUUGCAGGUACAUUUUUAUAAACUAUGUGAAUCUGACUUUUGAGGAUGUACUUGAGAAGAUUAAGAAUUGAUGCUGGAUGAUUAUUACAUGCAAUAAAAAACAUUGACAG
This is a messenger RNA of Gryllus bimaculatus (two-spotted cricket), 6302 nucleotides long. Lineage: Eukaryota; Metazoa; Arthropoda; Insecta; Orthoptera; Gryllidae. The record is from the annotation of a GenBank genome assembly.